GUCCUGGCCUGCGCAAGCGUUGCGGCAGCCAGUGACUUGAUCGCCAGCAAUCGAAUCAAAGUUCAACUAUUUGCCGCACCCGCCUUCUUCUCCGAGGUCUCCGUGGAUGUGUACGACAAUAAGUGUCUGUCGCUUGACAAUAACUUGAUCGAUGGACGAGUGCAGUCCAUCCUUGUUGGCGGCCACGAUGUCUCCGCCGUGCUGAGCAGAGCUGACUACUGGUAUUGCCAGUUUUUCGACAAUUACGAAUGCAAGAUCCAAAGCGGUGACCAAUACCUGACUUUUGCCGAUGGGGUCAACAAUCUAGCAAGCAUCGGCUGGGGAACAAGAAUCCACAGCUUGCAAUGCUUCAAC
Didymella exigua CBS 183.55 is the source of this 354-nucleotide messenger RNA. RefSeq lists its product as uncharacterized. NCBI's taxonomy places the organism in Eukaryota, Fungi, Ascomycota, Dothideomycetes, Pleosporales, Didymellaceae. The annotation marks the transcript as partial. The transcript has 3 exons. The record is from RefSeq and is a predicted model, not a curated record.